This is a messenger RNA of Sus scrofa (pig), 1435 nucleotides long. NCBI's taxonomy places the organism in Eukaryota, Metazoa, Chordata, Mammalia, Artiodactyla, Suidae. The record is from RefSeq and is a predicted model, not a curated record.
GAGAACUGCCCGGCGCUGGGAGGGGGCUGCGCCCUGCUGAGGCGCGCAGCCUUGCAAUUCCACGUUACGUAUCGCAGUGGCGGCGGCGGCGGCGCCAGUCCGGCCAGCUGGACUGCAGCGCACGUCCCGGUGUCUGACUCUCUUCGGCUUGCCGCGGAGUUCCUCGGAUUCUGGGUUUGGUCAGUCCUGCCCCAAGGGCAACCUCAUUCCCCAUAGUUCUGGUCUACCUGCUGCUCAUCUUUGUGGGGCAGAAGUACAUGAAGUCACGGAAGGGCUUCAACCUGCAAGGGCCUCUCAUCCUUUGGUCCUUCUGCCUUACGGUCUUCAGUAUCCUCGGGGCAGUGAGGACAUGGGGAUUUAUGGUGGCCGUGCUCCUUAGGGGGAGCCUAAAGCAAACUGUGUGCUUCACCAACUCCACUGACAAUCCCAUAAUCAAAUUCUGGUCCUGCCUCUUUGUUCUCAGCAAGAUCAUUGAACUUGGAGACACGGCCUUCAUCAUCCUGCGAAAGCGGCCACUCAUCUUUGUGCACUGGUACCACCACAGCACAGUGCUACUGUAUUCAAGCUUUGGAUACAAGGACAAGGUGGCUGCGGGCGGCUGGUUCAUGACUAUGAACUACGGUGUACAUGCCAUCAUGUACACCUACUAUACUCUGAGAGCUGCCAAAGUGAAGCCCCCCAAGUGGUUUCCCAUGUUCAUCACCAGCCUGCAGAUCCUGCAGAUGUUUUUGGGAGCAACUGUCAGUAUCCUGACUUACAUCUGGAAGCAGGAACAGGGAUGCCACACCACAACGGAACAACUCUUCUGGUCCUUCAUGUUGUAUAUGACCUAUUUCCUCCUCUUUGCCCAGUUCUUCCACCAAAACUACAUUAUUCCCAAGGCCAAAGCCAAGACCAAGAGCCAGUGAAAGGCUGGAGAAUAAGAAGCCCCAAGCUCUCUCCUCCCCAAGGCACUGAGGGGCAGAGCUUAGGUUUGGGAGAAUGAUUAGGAUGCUUUUCUUUCAUGAUUUCCCCAAAGGAUGUGUGCCCUAAGGUUGCAGAAAUUGUCACCCCUGGGAUGGGGGUGUCAUCUAGUACUUUGAUGUUUCUGCUUUUAACGUGAAGGCCAAGUGGGCGCUGGGAGGGGUUAAAACUAAGGAGGCUCCCCGGAGCUGAGUUAUAGUUACAUAAGUCUUUCUUCUCCUUGAUUUUUUUUCUUUUUAGGGCCACACGUGCAGCAUGUGGAAGUUCCAGCUGCUAGCCUACGCCACAUCAACACCAGAUCUGAGCCAUGUCUGGGACCUAUACCAUAGCUCACGGCAAUGUGAGAAACUUAACCCACUGAGAAAGGCCAGGGAUUGAACCAGAAACCUCAUGGAUACUAGUCAGGCUCGUUACCGCUGAGCUCCACCAGGAACUUCCUGCUCUAUUUUUUAAAUUAAAGAUUUCAACAAGA